UCAUUUUCCCAACCAUUUACUUUCAAUUUUCCAACCUUUUCCUCCACCCUUCGCCACCAUCGCCCCCUUUGACUCUCCCUCUCCGCCAUUGCCAACCACUACUCUCCUCCUCUCCUAUCUCCCCCUCCCCCAAUUCUCUCCUGCAAAUUCAACUUCAACGAAUAUAGCUUCAUUUUCCCGGAAAAUCCCCGGACUUUUCAUCUGGGACUGUUUGCUCGGCCAGUGUAACCAAACUCUCCCUCUAUGCUCCGCGGCACCGCCAAUCCUCUCCAACGCAUUCAAAUUCAAGGAUAUGGCUUCCCUUUCCUGGGAAAUUCCGGGGAGUUUUUGCUCUGAAGACUUUCUGUUGGGUGAGUGUUGACUUUAGUUGACCCACACAGUGCUUGUGCGUGGGAGGGUGGUUGAUGAGGAGUUUGGGGUGCUAGCUGCGGAGAGGUGGCGGUUAUGGAGCCGGGGAUCUUCGGUUCGGUUUUUGUUUCCUUGAUUAUAGUAUUCUCUGCGUUUCUGAGGGUCUCUGGUAAUUCCGAAGGUGAUGCUUUGAAUGCGUUGAAGUCAAAUUUAGCUGAUCCUAACAAUGUUUUGCAAAGUUGGGAUGCUACCCUUGUCAAUCCUUGCACAUGGUUUCAUGUUACAUGCAACAGUGACAAUAGUGUUACAAGAGUUGAUCUUGGAAAUGCAAAUUUAUCCGGUCAACUGGUUUCACAGCUUGGUCAGCUUACAAAUUUGCAAUAUCUGGAACUUUAUAGUAAUAACAUAAGUGGCAAAAUACCAGAGGAGCUUGGGAAUUUGACAAACUUGGUGAGCUUGGAUCUUUACAUGAACAAGUUAAGUGGUCCAAUUCCGACGACGUUGGGCAAGCUUGCAAAACUACGUUUCCUGCGGCUUAACAACAACACCUUGACAGGAACUAUUCCAAGAUCUUUAACUACUGUUAUGACACUGCAAGUCCUGGAUCUUUCGAACAAUCAGCUAACAGGAGAUAUACCAGUUGACGGCUCAUUUUCAUUAUUUACUCCUAUCAGUUUUAACAAUAAUAGACUAAACGCACUUCCAGUUUCUCCACCACCACCAAUUUCUCCUACACUAACAGCUCCUUCAGGAAACAGUGCCACUGGAGCCAUUGCUGGAGGAGUUGCUGCUGGUGCUGCACUUCUGUUUGCUGCCCCUGCAAUCGUACUUGCCUGGUGGCGACGAAGGAAACCACAGGAGCACUUUUUUGAUGUACCUGCUGAAGAGGAUCCAGAAGUUCAUUUGGGGCAGCUUAAAAGGUUUUCUCUGCGUGAACUACAAGUUGCAACGGAUAAUUUUAGUAACAAACACAUUCUGGGUAGAGGUGGAUUUGGUAAAGUUUACAAAGGACGUUUAACUGAUGGUUCUCUAGUGGCAGUAAAAAGACUGAAAGAGGAGCGUACUCAGGGUGGGGAACUGCAAUUUCAGACAGAAGUCGAAAUGAUCAGCAUGGCUGUGCACCGGAAUCUACUUCGUCUACGUGGCUUUUGCAUGACACCAACAGAACGGUUGCUUGUCUAUCCCUUUAUGGUUAAUGGAAGUGUUGCAUCAUGUUUGAGAGAGCGAGCUGAUGGACAGUCUCCCCUUAAUUGGCCAAUAAGGAAACAAAUUGCUUUAGGAUCAGCAAGGGGGCUUGCUUAUUUGCAUGAUCAUUGUGACCCUAAGAUUAUUCAUCGUGAUGUGAAGGCUGCAAACAUAUUGUUGGAUGAAGAGUUCGAAGCAGUAGUAGGAGACUUUGGGCUGGCUAAACUCAUGGACUACAAGGAUACUCAUGUUACCACUGCUGUACGUGGCACAAUUGGGCAUAUUGCUCCGGAGUACCUCUCCACUGGGAAGUCUUCAGAGAAGACUGAUGUUUUUGGAUAUGGAGUAAUGCUUCUUGAGCUUAUCACUGGACAGAGGGCUUUUGAUCUUGCGCGGCUUGCCAAUGAUGAUGAUGUUAUGUUACUUGAUUGGGUAAAAGGACUACUGAAAGAUAAGAAGUUGGAGACACUGGUUGAUGCCGAUCUGCAGGGUGAUUACAUUGAGGUAGAAGUAGAGGAGCUAAUUCGGGUGGCUCUCCUCUGCACAGAUGGUGCUGCUGCACAACGACCCAAAAUGUCAGAGGUGGUCAGAAUGCUUGAAGGUGAUGGUUUGGCCGAGAGAUGGGAACAAUGGGAGAAGGAUGAUAUCAUCCGCCAAGAGUACAACCAUAUCCCCCACCCAGACUCUAAUUGGAUUGACUCCACCGCAGGCCUCCGUCCUGAUGAAUUGUCCGGUCCGAGAUGAUCAUUUUUGCUAUUCCACAUACAUAGAUAUCUGUUUUCUCAGUCCAUUUUGAAUUGGAAACCCAGAUCUUUACAUGUGUGCAUAUAGCUUCUCCUCUUUCGGUCUUUUCUUUUACAGAUUUAUAUCACAUAUGGUGUAUUUCCUUGAUGACCAUAAUGUAGUGUCCAUAGGGUUGCCAAGUAGCUUUGUAACACGUCAGGGUGCAAGCCAAAACAUGGGAGGAAUGGGCUUUGAUGCCACCCACACGUCAUUUUUAUGUAUCUGUAUCAGUUAAAAAUUCUUAUUCCAUUAAUAAUAAGACUGUUUUCUUGCUAAA
Messenger RNA from Vitis riparia (riverbank grape), 2593 nucleotides. RefSeq names its product BRASSINOSTEROID INSENSITIVE 1-associated receptor kinase 1-like. Gene Ontology annotation, molecular function: ATP binding; protein binding; protein kinase activity. Gene Ontology annotation, biological process: protein phosphorylation. NCBI's taxonomy places the organism in Eukaryota, Viridiplantae, Streptophyta, Magnoliopsida, Vitales, Vitaceae. The coding region runs from base 445 to 2277 and encodes 610 amino acids. The record is from RefSeq and is a predicted model, not a curated record. The transcript has 11 exons.